Culex quinquefasciatus (southern house mosquito) is the source of this 1509-nucleotide messenger RNA. RefSeq lists its product as uncharacterized. The transcript has 4 exons. Bases 1 to 1509 code for a protein of 502 amino acids. Lineage: Eukaryota; Metazoa; Arthropoda; Insecta; Diptera; Culicidae. The record is from RefSeq and is a predicted model, not a curated record.
AUGGUAGUAACCAAUACAUCGGUAACCAGGCCAGCCAGCGGCAACGUGCUUGACCACGUGGUAUGCAGCGAACAUCUUGCAGACGGUGUCUUCAAUGAAACCAUCUGCAAUGAUCUGAGUGAUCACAACUGGAUCGCAACCUCAUUCAAGUAUUCCUGCGAGCUGGUGAAGCAGACCUUCCACAAGGACAUCGUCGACCACGCACGGCUAAACCAACAGUUCACUGAGUCCCUGGCAGGGCUGUCUCCACACCUGACUGCAAACGAGAAACUUCUGUUCGUGAUGAACAGUUAUAACUUGAUCAAAGAGCAAUGCACGAAAACAGUAACGAUAAAGGCGAAGGUGAAAGGUAACUGUCCAUGGAUGACUUUCAAUGUCUGGAAGCUGAUCCAAAUCAAGGAUAAAACACUGAAAAAGCAGCGACGAAACAGCGACGACCCACGGCUAGUAGACCUGUUGGCCCACGUGUCCAAAAAGCUACAAAAAGAGAAGGAAGCUGCUAAGCGGAACUACUAUGAACCAUUCGACACGAUCGACCACAACCUGCUGCUGAAGAAGCUAGAGAUGUACGGCAUACGAGGAAUUGCCUUAUCCCUAAUCCAAAGCUACCUGGACAACAGAUCCCAAUUUGUGACUAUUGGUGAGUCUCGGAGUCAGUAUGGUCCUGUGACAACCGGAGUGCCCCAAGGAAGCAACCUAGGACCAAUCUUGUUUCUGCUCUUCAUAAACGACCUCCCGUCACUGGGCCUUACCGGUGAGGUACGCUUGUUCGCCGACGACACAUCGAUCUUCUACAACGGUGUUGGUGGAAAGUAUGCUGCAGUAGUCGAGUCGUUGCAGCACAGGAUUAAAGUGGACCUUGAGCUACUGAAUGACUACUUCUGCACCAACCUUCUGUCAAUGAACCUAACAAAAACCAAGUUUAUGCUGAUCCACUCGCCCUGGAUUCCCAUCCCUGUGCAUGCUCCUGUUGUAGUCUGCAACCGAGUAGUCGAGGAAGUAUUUAGCUUCGAAUUCCUCGGUCUAACGCUGGACAGCACGAUGAGCUGGUCAGCACAUGUGGAUCUACUGAAGCGGAAGCUGUCUUCAUUUUGCGGAAUACUUCGGAAAACCUCAUCGUUCCUGCCGACGUCUGCACUGAAAAAGCUGUACUUUGCAAUGAUCCACUCUAGAUUGCAAUACCUCAUCGCCAACUGGGGACAUGCCCAAGAGUCGUGUCUUCAAAAAUUAAAACUGUGCGGCGGCGGCGGUGGAAUUCCGCAAAAGGAGCCGAACAGUGCCCUGCUAGCUGGGCCGGAUUGUGUUCAAAUAAUAAUUAAUUACCGUCAGCAUGAGUUGGCACAGCCCGCGAGAGGAGCGGGCCCGAGUAAUGAAGUGGAUGAAGAUGAUGUGCUGCUGCUGGUUGGGCUGACUGAUGGCGGGAUGGGCUUCGUUGGGGGGCUCGAUCGGCCCGGCACCACCGGGAUGAUCGAUUCUUUGACGGGAUUUUCCGGCGGUUUCGAUUGGUGA